This is a messenger RNA of Plectropomus leopardus (leopard coralgrouper), 5110 nucleotides long. Its product is annotated as frizzled-3-like. The record is from RefSeq and is a predicted model, not a curated record. NCBI's taxonomy places the organism in Eukaryota, Metazoa, Chordata, Actinopteri, Perciformes, Serranidae. Gene Ontology annotation, molecular function: Wnt receptor activity; Wnt-protein binding. Gene Ontology annotation, biological process: non-canonical Wnt signaling pathway; canonical Wnt signaling pathway. Gene Ontology annotation, cellular component: plasma membrane.
GAGGAGCAGCGGAGUGCUGCAGUGAGAGGAGCCGGUGGAGCCAAGGAGGAGUGCCCGAACCACUCGCUAUUCUCCACGCAAGGACCUGCUCCAUGGAUCCUCUCCAGUGGGGGAACUAGAUGUAAAAUACAGGAUCUGUGUUUUCCAGAAGAUUCUGGGAAAUCAGUUGGAGGAUAAUGACAGGUUGUGGACUCAUCAUCAAAUGUGUCUUUGAAACAUCGCUGGAAAUGGAGUGAGAGGUGACAAAAACAGAGUGGAAGAAUACAGCAGCAAGGAGGAGCCCUCCAGCAGACGUCUGAUGGUGGAUCUAUUAUCUUGGCUACAUGCUUUCAUUUUUCAGGAUGGAACAAGGGGGAUCUUACUUUGACCAGGGGAUUACUAGGGAUUGGAGAGAAACCGUGUAAUGUUAUUUUUUUGUGAGGCAUUGCAAGAAAAGCAGAUACUACAAUGGCUGGUGGACGUUUAGACUGACACAAAGAGCAGCUUCAUUCAUGGCCCGCAGAUGAAUUGGGACUCCAUCACAUGUGCAGCUCAGAGUGGACCCGCCUUGUGGAUUUCUUACUUCUGCCUCCACUACUGACAGUAAAAAUGGACUCAGUCCCUUCUAAUGUUAAGACGCUUUAAAAACACUUCCUGCAUGUCUUCAGGGCUAUCUAGUGGGUGUCUGCGUGAUGAAAGUCAUCAGUAUAAGUCCCUGUGGAGAGAUGUCCAACAUUAAGAUGCAUGCACCUGUUGGAAGAGGAUGUAUGAAAGACUGGUUUUCAAAAACCACUGCAUUGUACUACAGACAAGUUCCUGUGGGUUUUUCGUUCCACCUCAUCCCCGUCUUCCUCCUCCUCAUCUCCCUGUUUACUCCUGCCCUGUCCAUUCAUAUGGAGUCCAUAGAGAGCCACAGCGAGUUCAGCUGUGAGCCCAUCAGACUGAGAAUGUGCCAGGAUCUGCCUUACAACACCACCUUCAUGCCCAAUCUACUGAAUCACUACGACCAGCAAACGGCUGCACUAGCCAUGGAGCCUUUUCAUCCCAUGGUGAAUCUGGUGUGCAGUGCUGACUUGAGGAUGUUCCUGUGCGCUCUGUAUGCUCCAGUGUGCACUGUGUACGGCCAGGUGUCCAUGCCGUGUCGAUCCCUCUGCCAGCGGGCCAAGGAUGAGUGCCACAAACUCAUGGAGGUAUUUGGAGUAUCCUGGCCAGAUGACAUGGAGUGUAGCAGGUUCCCAGAUUGUGAUGAGCCCUAUCCUCGUCCAGAGGACCUGCUAACAGGCUCUGACCCCACUGACCAGUCAUCCAUGACUGUCCAGAGAGACUACGGUUUCUGGUGCCCCAGAGAGCUCAAAGUCGACCCAGACCUGGGUUACACAUUCAUGGGGAAGAAAGACUGCUCUGCCCCGUGCCCCUCAAUGUUCUUCAACCAGCAGGAGCUGACCUUCAUCCGCUACUUCAUAGGAGUCGUUUCCACUCUCUGUUUGUCUGCAACGCUCUUCACCUUCCUGACAUUUCUUAUCGAUGUCACCAGGUUUCGAUACCCUGAGCGACCAAUAAUCUUCUAUGCUGUGUGUUAUGUCAUGGUGUCGCUGGUUUUCUUCCUGGGGUUCCUGUUGGAGGACAGGGUGGCAUGCAAUGCAUUCAGCCCUUCCCUAUUUAGAGCCUCAACCGUGACACAGGGUUCACACAACAAGGUGUGCACUCUGUUCUUCAUGGUCCUGUAUUUCUUCACCAUGGCCGGCAGCAUGUGGUGGGUCAUACUGACAAUCACUUGGUUCCUGGCCGCCGUGCCUAAAUGGGGCAGUGAGGCCAUCGAGAAGAAAGCCCUCCUCUUCCACGCUGUUGCCUGGGGGUUUCCAGGGGCCCUGACUGUCACCCUUUUGGCCCUGAAUAAAAUUGAAGGAGAUGGGAUCAGUGGAGUGUGUUUCAUAGGACUGUAUGACAUAGACGCCCUGAGGUGGUUUGUUCUGGCACCGCUCUGCCUCAACGUGGCAGUGGGUGUCUCUCUCCUGUUAGUGGGUAUUGUGGCUCUAAACCGGGUGCGCAUGGAGAUCCCUCUGGAGAAGGAGAACCAGACAAAACUCGUCAAGUUCAUGAUCCGAAUGGGGGUGUUCUCUGUGCUUUACCUGGUCCCCUUGUUGACUGUGAUUGGAUGCUACCUUUACGAACACACCUACCGGAGCAUUUGGGAGACAACAUGGAUGGAGGAGAACUGCAGGCACUAUCACAUCCCCUGCCCAUACAAGGUGGAGCAGACGAGCCGGCCAGCCAUGGUUUUGUUUCUAAUUAAAUAUCUGAUGAUGUUGGUGGUGGGGAUCCCCUCUGUUUUCUGGGUGGGCAGCAAGAAGACCUGCUUUGAAUGGGCCAGCUUCCUGCAUGGACGCAGGCGCAAAGACAGUGGGGUGAAUGAGUCUCGUCAGGUGCUGCAGGAGCAGCCAGAUUUUGCCCAGUCUCUGCUGCGCGAACCCAACACCCCUAUCGUUCGGAAGUCCAGAGGAACAUCAACUCAGGGUACAUCUACCCACGCCUCUUCCACCCACUUGGCUGUCCUAGAUGACCUUGACGAGCCAGUCAGAACUCACCAUGGCCACCCCACCUCCACCAGGAGUAAGGCUAGCAGUGUUCACAGCAAGGCCAGUUACCACGGCAGCCUGCGCCGCACUCGUGAUGACAGGAGUGAUACUAUGGUUUACCGAGGUACAGAACAGCGCAGUUUCCAUGGCAGCAUGCCACGUCUCGACCACCCCCUCUCCACUCACAGCAGCCUCCAUCAGAUAGACGGCGAACCGAAACAUGGCAGCCAGCAAGACUUAUCUGAGGUCCCACCUACACUCAUCACCUACGGAACAACAGGAAGUGACAGCCAAGCUGCUGCAAAUGACGGCAGCAGCGCCUGAGGAGAUUAGGAUGCUGUCGAAGCCUUUCAGUGGAAGAUGCCCUCUGCUGAUACACGCCCGCCUGUUUAGUGUGAAGGUGUUUCCUUUAAAGUGGAGAAUGUACCAGUGAGUGCUGUGGUGGUGAUUUUUGCUCGUUUCACUGUAAGCUCGACAAGUUUGUUGACGUAAUUAUUUGAAUUUACAAAUGCUUGACUCAAACAGGCUGAGCCAACAGUACAUCCAUCAGUGAUGCUGACAUUAUUCAGGGAUCAUUUUGGUUGUGCCCAGGUACAUCAGAGCUGCCACUGGAUAGGAAAGACUGAAAAAGUGGGAAGAAGUCAUCAUCAUACAUUAUCAACAAGAACACUUAGAUGGAUGAUGAGUCUAGUGGUGGCAUUAUUUCCAAAUUCUGAUCUUUCACCAUCUUGCAGGACCUACAUGAAUAUUAUUAAAUAUGUGAACACUGCCGAGUACUGCUUUUAUAACAAUCUUAACUGUUUAGCCUUCUCCCACAUAUACUUAUUUGAGUCCGUCUGUACUUGACGAGACUCGAUUAUUCCUAAUCUGUUUGUUUUGGACAGCAGCUCUUAACAGACAACAUUUAUCUUUGUGUGGCUUCAGAGACCGAUACAUAUGGGCUUAAUGUGAAAUCGUGGACCUCUCUGUGGUUUAGUGAAAUAUUUUUAUACUGUGAAAAUUGUCCGUCUGCUGCUGAAAGCUUCGUUUAGUGAGUGUGUGUGUGUGUGUGUGAGAGAGAGCGUGAGUGAGAAAAAGACACAUAUGGUCAUAUUUUGUUUUAAAUUUAAAUUCACGCCUCCAGUGGUGAAUGCAGAAAGCACGAUGGAGAUAACUGAAAGAUGUGCGUAACCUAGAAUGUAAAUGGUUUGUUUGAGAGUGAGAAAGUUGGUGAUAUAAUACAAACAUGGUCAGGUGAAUUGGGCUGGAAUAAUGUGUGUGCAGUUAGACACACACACAUUUAUUCCAGCUCAUGCUGCUUUUUGGCCUAACAAAACCAUUUUAGCACUGACUUGUCUGCAUUAGCUUAACAGAUUUUUCUGGGGGGGAAAGCAGUUGUCAGUCAACCAGUCCAAAAAAAUAAACAAAAUUGGAUAUCCAGAGCAUUGUAACCCAAAUUCAGGUGUACAUCUAUCACUCUAUUCAAGCUUCAUGGCUGCGUAGACUGGAGUGCAAUUUAAAAAUGAAAACUGCUUCUAUUGGCUGAAAGGUUGUUUUUUUUCUAAUGUAAUUUUCACCACUGUACUUGAUAUGUACCUUAACUGCUCUUGUACAUACUCUUUGCUCUGUUUGUUUGUUUUGUUGUUCAGACACAGACUUACCCAAAGAGGUGCAGACAACUGGCAGUGAUACUGUAGAAAAAAAUGUUUGCUAACAGCUUAUUGCUACAUUUUCUCUGAUUUUUUUUUUUUUUUUUUUUUUUACGUUUAAGUAAAUGUUACAGGAGGUAUAUAUUGUAAAUGUUUUUUUUCUAUAAUUUGUAUUUUGUUCCCAAUCCCUAAAGACCCAAUUAACCUACCUCACCUGUACCCUCAGCCUUCUCUGUACCUGUGGGCGGAAACAAACACAUUCACAUUAUUAGGUGCUUUUGUAAAGAAAAAUAAACUCAACAUGAAAAAUAUUUCUGAACUUACGUAAAAUUCAAACACUUGGGUUUAGCCUUGUUACACUCAUCAAUAGAAUAUCUGUCGCUGUCUGUCUCUUUCCCACAGCUUUGUGUUUUUUCCAGUCUACCUCUUCAGUUCAAAUGUACCUAUCUAACUCUCGGGCCUUUCACUGCUGCCUCUCUCAGCCCGUUUUAAGCUUCUCAUGACCAACCACCUACUGCUUCCCCGUCAUAUCUGAUGACUAGUCUGCCUCACAUCUGCCUUCUGCCUCUCCUCCUGUAAACGUGCCCACGCUAAUCUUUUUCUGGACCUACAGCAACUGUCUGUACUCUCACAAUUCGUGACUGCUUAGAAACAUUAACCGUUGUGCUUUUACCUCCGAAUCUUACAAAGCAAGAGAAAUGCUGUUUCAGACACUGUCACUGAACUCCAGAGGAAAUAUCUCCUUUUCAGAUAUUAAAAAAUUCUUGUUAGUUGAUCAUUGGUAUCAGCCCCCGCGGUGAGACAUGAGGAAGAGGAGCAGGAGCUUUCCUUGCUCCUUGAUUUCUGAUGCCAUGCUGUGAUACGGCUCCAGAGUGAACUGCAGUCGCUUGAAAAUAUGACACAUUAUGAUGGCUAAAAAAAAAAAUA